UAUUAUAAAUCAGCUAGCAGCAUUUACUUGACAUUAUAUAAAUAACAAUAGGAGGAACUAAUUCAUAAUAUUAACAUCUCUUUGCAAAAGGAAGCCGUUUGAUGAAAUUUGAUGUGUAUCCGCAAACCACCGUCGUAAAAAUUCAUAAUUAUCAUUGUUAUCACGGGCUUAUACAACCGGCGGCAGUGCAUAUGGUAAUUGCUCACAAAUUAACUCGCACAUAAAUUGUUUGUAAAUAUGGCGACGGAGCUAACUGAUGGAAAAGAGAUCCAUUGGUUUUACCACAAUGAUGGUACAUCUGAAUGGGGGCUGCAUUUUCCUGAGGCAAAUGGGGACAGCCAAUCACCGAUCAAUAUUAACUCACGAGACUCCCUCUACGACGAAUCUCUGAAUCGCAUCGCGCUUAACGCAAACUACAUGUUAUGCAGAGAGUGCGAGAUAACCAACACAGGACAAACAGUACAAAUUUCUCUACGUUAUAAAACCGAUCCUACUAUAUCAACGUCACGUGAUGGUAAAACAGAAAUGUUUCCACGAUCAGUAAUGACAGGUGGUCCGCUACCAGAGGGAUACGAUUUUGAGCUAACGGAAUUUUGUUUUCACUGGGGAAAGGAUGAUGAAAGAGGUUCAGAGCACACUGUCAACUUGAAGGCUUAUCCGAUGGAGCUUCAUCUUAUUCACUGGAACAGCACCUUGUACUCCAGCCUAGAGGAGGCGAUGGGUAAACCGGACGGAAUAUGCAUUGUGUCCCUCUUUAUCCAGAUUGGCCGAGAACACGCUGGUCUAAGAAUGCUAACUGACAUCUUAGAGGCUGUACAGUACAAGGGAAAGAGUUACUCUUUGCAGAUUCCAUUUAAUCCCAAUUGUCUGCUACCAGAUCCUGCACUGCGAGACUUUUGGACAUAUGAAGGUUCUUUGACUACCCCACCUUGUUUUGAGAAUGUAACAUGGAUCUUGUUUAGAUAUCCCCUAACAGUGUCUCACGCUCAGCUGGAGAAUUUCAGACGAAUGAGAACUCAUUUAAAAGGCGACGUUCCUUCUUCUGAAGAUGAUGGUCACCUUGUCGAUAACUACCGACCAACUCAGCCCCUAAACGGUAGAGUGGUGAAGGCAUCCUUUCAAUGAAGAAAUCAAUUAGUAUUGAAAGUAAAGUAUGUGCAAAUGUGACUACGUGCAAUUUUAUGAAUUAACCAAUAUUGCUUUUUUAUGCAACGUAUGCAAAGACUUCUGUUAAGAAGAUGCGGAUAUAGUUAUUAUCAUGCGGUUUUAUUUGUAUAACCACUACUAAAUAUAAUAUAAUUCAAUACUGGUCACUUGAAAUAUGACACAAGAUAGGCCUAAGCCUGUUUUAGUGUAGGUCAAAUUUUCCUUUGAAUUUGAAGAAACCGUAAAAAGCUAUACUGUAACCAUGACUGUUCGGCUCAUUAAUAAACUUCAUGGAUAAAUGGAAAAUGAUUUUAAUUUUCUGUACCGACUCACGAAUCGGCCUAAAUGUCAACUUGAAUCAGUUUUUGUAUUAUUUUUUAGUAAUGCAUUUGCUGGUAUAGGAUUGUAGCUCAGUAUCGCCCUACACUGCAACGAACAACAAUAUAUUUUGAUCAAAAAUAGGUGUCUGAAUUAAAUUCUAUAUUUUAUAGACCUAUUGGUGUUGCGUAUGUGUGUAGAUGCAUGAUUUUGUUUAAAUAGAUAUAUUUGCCAAGGCAGUUUUAGUCCUAUGAGUUUAUUUUGUUAAUCGAAUUUAUAUAAAAACACAGAAGUAAGUAUUGACGGAAACACUUAAACCUAUAGUUAUAUAAUAUGAAAAUUUUAAUAAUAUUGCAUGUUUGUAUGAAAUGAUAUGUCCUCUAGAAAAUCUCUUAAUUACUAGUAAAGCUCACAUAUAUAAAUUUCUGUAAAAUGUAAUUUAUUAAUUGUACGUAAACUGUAUUUUCUUUUGUAUCUGUGUCUCAGUGAAAUAAAUGAUAGUUAAUAAACAUCUUCGUCUAAUAA
This is a messenger RNA of Anneissia japonica, 1989 nucleotides long. Its product is annotated as carbonic anhydrase-related protein-like. The record is from RefSeq and is a predicted model, not a curated record. Bases 238 to 1125 code for a protein of 295 amino acids. Lineage: Eukaryota; Metazoa; Echinodermata; Crinoidea; Comatulida; Comatulidae. Gene Ontology annotation, molecular function: zinc ion binding; carbonate dehydratase activity. The transcript is spliced from 9 exons.